Messenger RNA from Synchiropus splendidus (mandarinfish), 3095 nucleotides. RefSeq names its product zinc finger, C2HC-type containing 1A (gene zc2hc1a). The coding region runs from base 196 to 1107 and encodes 303 amino acids. NCBI's taxonomy places the organism in Eukaryota, Metazoa, Chordata, Actinopteri, Syngnathiformes, Callionymidae. The record is from RefSeq and is a predicted model, not a curated record. The transcript has 11 exons.
AGCAAGACAGAGAGGGAGCACAGUGGGUCAGUGUAAGGGAACAGCAAUACUGUUGUGGAACUACAAGCCUCUUCAGUGACACUCCACUGCGCUCGAACGCGGAAGUGAGCAGAGGCGUAUUCUCUCGUCUCGUCCGGCCUCUCGUCUGACUGUUCCUAACAACAACAGCAGCAUCAGACCAGAGAGACUUAAAAGAUGGAAGAAUUUGAAGAAGGCGACGGUCCUGUUGGAGAUCUGGUUCAGUGUUGCACCUGCAAACGACGGUUCUUUCCAAAAGUUCUGGAGAAACAUUCAAAAAUCUGCAAAAAGUCUGCAGCGAAAAAGAGGAAAGUGUUUGAUUCCAGUAAACAAAGAGCAGAGGGCACCGACAUUCCUGUACUUAAACCACUCAAACCAAUGUUUCAAGGUUCGUCUCCUGCAGGGAAACCAGAACCACCCAGUAAGCCUUCGAACUGGCGGAGGAAACAUGAGGACUUCAUCGCCACCAUCAGGGCAGCCAAGGCUCUCAGUCAGGCUGAGAAAGAGGGGAAACCGUUGCCCCCACCGCCUCCUCCCACUCAUGACCCAGACUACACCCAGUGUCCUUACUGCCAGAGGAGGUUCAACAAAAAUGCAGCGGAGAGGCAUAUUAACUUUUGUAAAGAGCAGGCUGCUCGUAUGCCCAACAAAGGAAAACCUGGGGAUGUAAGGAAACCGACGAAUCAGUACAAGCCUCCUGCAACUGCUAGAAAGAGCAGCACUCCUCCUGUGUCAGCAGUUUCAUCAGCCUCAUCUCGCCUUCCUCAAAGGUCCGGCUAUGGGCAGUCCACCGGAAUCCCAUCUGGCAAGGUUUCCUCUGCUGGGUCAUAUAGAAACAGUCCGUCUGGAGUUACAAGUCCUCCAUCAGGUGGAGGAAACAAGACGCGCAUAGCAAGCUCUGGCUAUGGAGCCCAGAGGAACAGUCCUGGAGGAACCGGAAUGAACAAGAAGAACAGGAUGGACAGUGAUGAAAUCCAGGUGGACAACGGCGGAGUGAAAGGCAAGUUCUGCCACUCAUGCGGGAGCAAGUAUCCUGUGGAAUCAGCCAAGUUCUGCUGCGAGUGUGGAGUCCGGCGGAUGUUGAUCUGAUGUGAGAACCGGCUGGAAGAGGAAGGGAGUGAAUGUUUCAUGUCAUGUAUUCCUGGGCGCUUUGCAACAUACCAGUGCCACUUGACUGUAAUACACUAUUACAUUGAUAACUCCCUUUUUUGGCAGUUAAAGGGUCACUCUAGCAUAAUGCUGUGGAUUAAAGCCUCUUUCUCACCAGUAGAUAAACUAUGUGGUGAACCAACUUGUCACCUAGCAGAAAAGUCCCAUGACGUGCUUUCCACCUUCCGUAGGUUGAAGUUGAAUAUAUGUAGCAAAUGCCCACUGAAGAUUCCCAAUCCCAAUUUCUAGAAUCUUAUUGGCUAAUAUUUGCUGAGUAUUUGUGAGGAAACUCAGUGAAGAAAAUCCAUUCAAGAAUUUAGUUUUUUUUUUCCCCAUGUCUCUUUUAACCCCUCAUGCUCUGUGGAAUUCAGCAUUUUUUCUCAGCAUCAGCCUUAUAGCCAACAAGUCACAAUGGAAACCAGAGGAUCUCUUGACAUCCAGGUAGUUGUCCAAUUGCCACCUCCUAAUUCAUUUGGCGCUCCUUAACUCAGGGGCAACAUGCGCAGUGCAGCUUUGUAACACUUCCAAGGCGUUCACAUUUUGUCAUUCAGAGCUGGUUCUGUGGGAGAAAAGAUGGAACUGGAAACCUUGACAUUCCACACACCUUUGCAUUCCUCAGUCAUGUGUGACUGAUAAGAAAGUGGUAACAUCAACUUGUUUUUCUGUGGCAGAUCGGUCGUGUUAUUUCUUGAAUGCUGCCUCUCUGCCACCCGUAUCGUCCCAUGCAGGUCGUGUUAGUAUUUAUUCUACCUCUUGAAAUCUGUUUUACUGAGGGAUGAAGUACAUUUAUGCUUACAGUUACAAAUACUUUGAAUCUGUUGAGUCAGCAAUAAGUUCUAGAUGAUGUAAAGCCAGUAGAUGUCCGGGGGAAGGCGUGUUACAUUACAACUCACAAAGUAUUUCCUUCCUCUUCUAAUGCUGAGUUUGUGCAAUACGAUUUAUUACUGAGAAAGUGUCAUUGAUAAAUACAUAUUUCGAAAGACAAAAGUGCUGAUCUGAAAACUUUCAAAAGUUGAUUUAUGCAAGCCCCCCUAUUGUUCCUAUUUGUGUUUUUUAUGCUGAGAAUAUUUUUUAAGCAGAUGCUGUGCACUGAAUAUAGUUUAGUGUAGUUUUUUUUUUUUCUCACCCAUUUUGGAAUCAGUUGAAGAGACGUGAUGUUGGCUUAGAAUGCGCAUCAUAUACCCAUUUUUGUUUGAAAAACUCAAUUUUUUUUUCUUCAAUGUAUUACACUGCUGCAGUAUCUGGUGUAAUUUUAAUUCCUUUUAGCAAGAUCUUUAGUGCAACGCUUCACUGUGAUAGUCACUGAUCUGCACCAUCACAUUAUUAUUUAUUCAGCAUGAUCUUUGCAGAAGGGUUUACGUGAUUCAGGCUUCAAACCAAGCUCAGCAGAGAUUGUUCAGAGUAGAUGUGUUCACGCAUUGAUGUUGAUGUCCUUGCUCUGUAAAACCACCAAAAUAAACCCAUGAAACCACAAGCACUUUCAUUGUUUAAUUUUUGUUCGUUUGAGCAAUAGGAGUAAGCUGGAGAUGUGGUGGGGGUGCAACUGGACUCCUUGGAGACGGUUAUGGAGAGAUGGAUGCUGCUGAUACUAAGGAGCAUCUGGACAACAUCAGCCACCCCCUCCAUCAGCUCCUGGUCCAAUACAGAAGCACAUGGACCAACAGACUGAGACUACCCAACUCAAAGCCUGAGCGCCACAGGAGGUCCUUUCUCCCUGUGGCAAUAAAAACGUACAAUUCAUCCCUGAAAAAUAUACAGUGAAGGAUUCUUUGGCAUGAUGUUCUGUUCAUUCUGUUCUUGUAUCUGCAUUUUCUUGCACAUUGUUUAUAAGAUCUUUUGUAUUAUUGUAGCUUUUUGCACCUUAUACUAUUAUUUCCUUUCCAUUUUAUAGUUAUAUGUUGUGUACAGCGCAUGUUACGAACAGAAUU